Molecule: messenger RNA, 258 nt
Organism: Cornus florida
Lineage: Eukaryota; Viridiplantae; Streptophyta; Magnoliopsida; Cornales; Cornaceae
Product: photosystem I reaction center subunit N, chloroplastic-like
Exons: 1
Coding region: 1-258 (85 amino acids)
Biological process (GO): photosynthesis
Cellular component (GO): chloroplast photosystem I
Source: RefSeq, a predicted model, not a curated record
AUGGCAACCAUGAACUCCAGUGUGCUGGCAUGCAACUAUGCCAUCUCUUCUGGUGUUGGAUCACCAGAGCUCAACUCAAAGAUUGUUUCUUCACAAUCACUUGUAUCCUCAGUUAAAUUACCUGUGAUCAACAUGCCAGAGUUUCUGAUUCGAAAGAGUCAAUCUGCAGCUGCACUUUUCACCACUGCUGCCUCCACCUCCUCUGCCAAUGCAGGCGUCAUCGAAGAUUAUCUCGAAAAGAGCAAAGCUAACAAGUGA